AUGGCUACCGUCAACAUCCGCCGCGACAACCCUGACCCCUUCUAUCGCUACAAGAUGGAGCGUAUCCAGUCUAAGAUAGAAGGCAAGGGCAACGGCAUCAAGACUGUCAUUGUCAACCUGAGCAGCGUCGCUCAGUCCCUCGCCCGCCCACCUGCUCACGUCAUCAAGUACUUCGGCUUCGAGCUUGGAGCCCAGACCAACACCAAUCCCAAUGACGAUCGCUGGAUCAUCAACGGCGCUCAUGAUGCCAGCAAGCUCCAGGACUACCUCGACGGCUUCAUCUCCAAGUUUGUUCUCUGCAAGAAGUGCAAGAACCCCGAGACCGAGGUCCACAUCAAAGAUGGCCAUAUCACGCUCGACUGCAAAGCCUGCGGCAAAAUCUCUGACGUCGAUGCUCGCCUGAAGCUCAGCUCCUUCAUCUUGAAGAAUGAGCCCAAGAAGGGCAAGAAGGACAAGUCCAGCAAGAAGGCUGAACGCCGUGCUCGCAAGGAGGCCGAAGCCAGGGGCGAGGUUGGCUCGCCCGAUGGUGGCAGCCCUGGUGACAGCGCAGAUGAUAACGGUGACGACGACGGCGCACUCGAGGCUGGAAGUGAUGACGAGCUCACUCGCCAGAUCCACGACGGCGCCAAGGAGAUUGAGGAAGAGGAGGCCAAGGAGGUCGAGUGGUCCAUUGACACUUCUGAGGAGGCUAUCCGAGCCCGUGCCCAGGAGCUUCCAGAAGACCUCAAGCGUGCUCUUGUGAUCGAGGACGAUGAGGAUGGUGAGGGCGGUUCCAACUACGAUGUUUUCGGCAAGUGGAUCAUCGACACUGCCGCGGAGAAGGGCGGCGUCGACAAUCUUGACAAUGUCGACAUCUACAUCAAGGCCAAGGAGCUCAGUAUCGAGACGAAGCAUCGCACCCUUACCGUCAUUCCCCAGACGCUCUUCACUGAGAAGAUUGUCAAGCAAAUCGAUGGCCGUGCUCCCAUGCUGAAGAAGCUGAUCACGUCGGAGAAGCACGAGAAGGCUUUCCUCGGCGGCACUGAGCGCUUCGUCGGCAACGACAAGCCUGAGCUUGUCGGGCAGAUCUCCGCCAUCUUGCUCAAGUACUACGAGAACGACCUUGUUUCUGAGGAAGUUCUCAAGUCGUGGUGCGCCCGGGCCAGCAAGAAGUACGUCGAUAUCAAGACGAGCAAGAGCGUUCGCAAGUCGGCCGAGAAGUUCAAGGAGUGGCUUGAGAACGCCGAGAGCGACGAGGAGGACUCCGAGUAG
Cucurbitaria berberidis CBS 394.84 is the source of this 1251-nucleotide messenger RNA. RefSeq lists its product as uncharacterized. Gene Ontology annotation, molecular function: eukaryotic initiation factor eIF2 binding; GDP-dissociation inhibitor activity; translation initiation factor activity. The transcript has a single exon. The record is from RefSeq and is a predicted model, not a curated record. Gene Ontology annotation, biological process: translational initiation; formation of translation preinitiation complex; formation of cytoplasmic translation initiation complex. The coding region runs from base 1 to 1251 and encodes 416 amino acids. Gene Ontology annotation, cellular component: cytosol. NCBI's taxonomy places the organism in Eukaryota, Fungi, Ascomycota, Dothideomycetes, Pleosporales, Cucurbitariaceae.